UAUUACUACUUUUGGGGUGCAUAGUUUCUUAUUUUUCUUAUUCCUUAGCUCUUAUUUAUUUUUAACUUUCUUUUCCUUUUUUAGACUCAACCCUUUAUUCCUAUCUCUUAUCUCCUUCAUUUUCUCAAUAUUUGGUGCAAAUCUGUUUCCUUUUGAAGUUGCUUUUCUUGCUGCAAAUUAAGAUGGGGAGACGGAAGACAGAAAUGAAGCGUAUAGAGAAUGCAACAAGUAGGCAAGUAACAUUCUCAAAGAGAAGAAAUGGUUUGAUGAAGAAAGCUUUUGAGUUAUCAAUUUUGUGUGAUGCUGAAGUUGCUCUUAUUGUUUUUUCAACAAGAGGAAAACUUUAUGAAUUUGCAAGUUCAAGCAUUUUAGACACAAUUGAACGAUACCGCAGUCAUAGCAGAAUUAAUAAUACUCAAACAACAUCUGAAUCAGUUGAAAAUACUCAGAAUUUGAAGGAAGAAGCAGAAAGCAUGAUGAAAAGGAUUGAUCUUCUUGAGACUUCGAAACGAAAAUUUUUAGGAGAAGGUUUAGGGAGUUGUUCCAUUGAUGAGCUACAAAGGAUAGAGCAACAGUUGGAGAAGAGUAUAACCAAAGUUCGAGCAAAAAAGAUUCAGGUUUACAGGGAACAAAUUGUUCAGCUAAAAGAAAAGGAAAAAACCCUAGUUGCUGAAAAUAUCAGGCUCUCUGAGAAGGUGAAUUCAUCACAGCAAGCAAGAAAACCCUAUGUAGAUGAUAGUAGUCCAAGUUCAGAUGUGGAGACUGAGUUGUUCAUUGGACUUCCAGAAACAAGAACAAGGCUAGUUUCUACAAAGAUGAGGAAUAGUUAAUCACUCUAACUAUACGAAUGAAAAAUGAAAAUAUGAGGGUGAGGAAAAAUGUCUCACCAAUAUUGUAUUUGUUUGGUUAAUUAUGCUUUCUUUAUUUUGAUUAUAAAUAAUAGUUUUUAAAGUGGUGAAUGUUUUCAUUUUGACAAUUUUGCAUAAAUUAAAAAAUUUAGAUAAUUCAGUUUCAUGGUUGAUUGAGUAACUCAACUUAUAUAUGGUACUUGAAAUAGAUGAGUGUAAGCUGUUGGUCAAGCGAUCAAUUUUUAUGGAGAUUUUUUGUUUUUGUUUUUUUGUUUUACUCAUUUUGAAUUGUUGUAAACAAAUUGAAAAUUCAACUUCAAAUUGUUUAUUACUU
Molecule: messenger RNA, 1182 nt
Organism: Vicia villosa (hairy vetch)
Lineage: Eukaryota; Viridiplantae; Streptophyta; Magnoliopsida; Fabales; Fabaceae
Product: MADS-box protein SOC1-like
Exons: 7
Coding region: 183-830 (215 amino acids)
Biological process (GO): positive regulation of transcription by RNA polymerase II
Cellular component (GO): nucleus
Molecular function (GO): DNA-binding transcription factor activity, RNA polymerase II-specific; RNA polymerase II cis-regulatory region sequence-specific DNA binding; protein dimerization activity
Source: RefSeq, a predicted model, not a curated record